AUGCCAAAAAGCUUGGGCAAAUUAAGAGAAAUCCAAGAGGACUACAUAGCCUUGGAGGAACUCCAGGAUGGAACUUAUGAUAAGGUGGAAAGAGGAACUAGUAGAGGAGAAUACGUGGUAGAACCACAGAACCCACCAGUGCCAGCCCAAGGAGCAGGGCGAUCCAACAAUGGGUCAACCCAGUUCGACAAGCAUCGGACUGGAGGAUGGAAAGGAAGAGACCAUUCCAAACAUAAGAAGGGAAAGUUCAUUGACCCAGUUUAUACAAAAUUGAAUACCGCCAUAUCCGAGAUCCUCAAGAAGAUCGACGGACAACAUAAAAUCACUUAUCCAUGGAAUAGAAGUCAGCAACCAGAACAAACUAAAAAUAAGACUGACUUCUGUGAAUUCCACCAAUUUCACAUCCACACGACAGACUCGUGUAGGGACUUAAAAAAGGCAUUGCAAGAUAUGAUUAAUGAGGGAAAAAUCCAAGAAUACAUUGCACAACCAACAGCCCCACCCACCACUGGGGCACCCGUACAUCGUGUGGAGAUCCCUCACGAGGCACAGUAUUUAGGCUGCAAUGACAUGUCACACUCGGCGAUAACCACCCCCGUACGAGAGGGAAAUAUUACCGGAAGAAUUCACAAACAAAACUUCAAAGGUGAUGAAGUUUUCAGUGUAACCAGAGAACCCCCAAUUGAAGAUUGGAUGAGGGUACCCAUCAUCUUUUCAGCCUCGGAGGAACCAGAAGGAGGACAAAACCAUAACGACCCACUAGUGGUCACGAUGGCCGUCACACUACCCGAACACGAGGGCGAGGAAGCAAAGACUAAAACACUACCCUGGGCAAUGCCCAAAAUUUUGGCCGAUGGUGGUAGUUCUGUCGAAAUAUUAUUCUAUGAAACAUUCAAACAAAUGGGCCUCAAAGACGAGUGCCUCAUACCCUCGACUUACAAUAUAUUUGGCUUCAACGGGUUAUCAACCCGUCCAACAGGAGAAAUAACAUUAGAAAUCCGGUAUGGAAGAAUCCUCAUCUUAACCACUUUUUGUGUGGUAGAUGUCUUGUCACCCUACACAGCCAUUGUCGGACGAUCCUGGGUCCACGGAAUCAAAGGAGUGGCCUCAACUUACCAUCAAAGGCUAAGAUUUCCUACGCCUUAUGGAGUGACAGAAAUUAUUGGAGACUCGGGUGAAGCAAAUAUUGCUACAAGAUGGACGUCCAAAACGGCGAGAACAAAGUAA
Papaver somniferum (opium poppy) is the source of this 1227-nucleotide messenger RNA. RefSeq lists its product as uncharacterized. The coding region runs from base 1 to 1227 and encodes 408 amino acids. The transcript has a single exon. The record is from RefSeq and is a predicted model, not a curated record. Lineage: Eukaryota; Viridiplantae; Streptophyta; Magnoliopsida; Ranunculales; Papaveraceae.